UUUGGUAACGUGGGUCUUCACUCCAUGAGGUACCUGCACAGGUUCGGGGCCAAGUGUGUGGGAGUGGGCGAGAUCGACGGAAACAUCUACAACCCCGAAGGCAUCGACCCCAAGCAGCUGGAGGACUACAAACUGCAAAACGGCACUAUUGUAGGCUUCCCAGGGGCAAAGCCGUACGAGGGCAGUAUCCUGGAGGCAGACUGUCACAUCCUGAUCCCUGCGGCCGGAGAGAAGCAGCUCACCAGGAACAAUGCUCCCAGAAUCAAGGCCAAGAUCAUCGCUGAAGGUGCCAACGGACCCACAACUCCUGAAGCUGACAAGGUCUUCCUGCAAAACAACGUGAUGGUUAUUCCUGACAUGUAUCUGAACGCUGGUGGUGUGACUGUGUCUUAUUUCGAGUGGUUGAAGAAUCUGAACCACGUCAGUUAUGGCCGACUCACCUUCAAAUACGAGAGGGACUCCAACUACCACCUGCUCAUGUCUGUGCAGGAGAGUUUAGAGCGGAAGUUUGGGAAACAAGGAGGACCCAUCCCCAUCGUGCCCACCGCUGACUUCCAGGCUCGAGUCGCUGGUGCGUCAGAGAAGGACAUUGUUCACUCAGGCUUGGCCUACACAAUGGAGAGAUCUGCUCGGCAAAUCAUGCGCACGGCCAGUAAGUACAACCUGGGCCUGGACCUGAGGACGGCUGCCUACGUCAACGCCAUCGAGAAGGUCUUUAAAGGAAGUAUUUUGUUGAAAUUGGAAACUGUGUCUCAGAUCACAUGGCCCUGACCUGUGGGGUGCCUCAGGGGUCAAUCCUGGGCCCCCUGUUGUUCAAUCUCUACAUGCUGCCAUUAGGCCAGUUAAUAAGCAGCAAUAAUGUGUCCUACCACAAUUAUGCAGAUGACACUCAGAUCUACGUCUCUCUGGCAGCAGGAGACUAUGGACCAGUGGACUCACUUGGUCACUGCAUCCAACAGAUCAGUGUGUGGAUGCAAAACAACUUUCUCCAGCUAAACUCUGACAAGACUGAAGUCAUAGUGUUUGGUCCACAGAAACAAAGGGACAGUGUCAGCAGUCACCUCCAGUCUCUCUCUCUAAAACCUUCAAAUCAGGCAAGAAAUUUAGGGGUAAUAAUGGACUCAGACUUGAACUUUAACAGCCACAUCAAAUCAAUAACAUCUGCAGCCUUUUACCAUCUAAAAAACAUAGCAAAAAUCAAAGGUUUACUGUCUAAAGCAGACUUGGAGAAACUUAUCCAUGCGUUUGUCUCCAGUAGGUUAGAUACUGUAAUGUUCUGCUCACUGGUCUCUCCAAACGAGCUGUGAGACGCUGCAGAACAUCCAGAACGCUGCAGCUCGGGUCCUUACUCGAACUAGGAAGUACGAGCACAUAAGU
Boleophthalmus pectinirostris (great blue-spotted mudskipper) is the source of this 1377-nucleotide messenger RNA. Its product is annotated as glutamate dehydrogenase, mitochondrial-like. NCBI's taxonomy places the organism in Eukaryota, Metazoa, Chordata, Actinopteri, Gobiiformes, Gobiidae. Gene Ontology annotation, molecular function: L-glutamate dehydrogenase (NAD+) activity. The transcript is spliced from 7 exons. Gene Ontology annotation, cellular component: mitochondrion. The record is from RefSeq and is a predicted model, not a curated record. Gene Ontology annotation, biological process: L-glutamate catabolic process. The coding region runs from base 25 to 771 and encodes 248 amino acids.